GCGCCCGCCGACGCUGCCGCGUUGCUAUGGAGACCGAGCUGCGAGUGACGGCGGCCUGAUCCAGGCCCCGGCCCGGCCCUGGGAGGGCCCCGUGGGGGCGCAGCCCAGAGCUGCGAGGGUAAAAGAUCAUCUUGAAAAAAAAGCCAUUAGCCUCUGGUGUUUCUACCAUAAAGGAAAAGCCGGUUCUAAAUCCACCAUAUGUAAUGAAACAUUGAUGUAUGACAGUAACGGCAGAUCUUUGGAUAAACCUAGGUUGAGUUGUAUCAGGAGCUUAUUUAGUUUCAAGUUGUAAAAUGUACUUGUUUUUAGUGAGAUCAGAUACAUCCUUGGAAAUAAGAUAACUUAGUAUGAGUUUCAACAUUACUUAAGGUACUGACCGACCUGGGAAUGAGACUCAUUGCCUGAUGUAUAUUUAACAAUGUUCUUAAUACACUAUAUGCCAUUAUAGCAAGAAGAGCUGUUGUUAUUUUGAUACAUCAUCUUUCUUGCAUAUAGUUAGGUCUGUGAUGUUAACAACGAUCUGUAGCUGCUUUUUCUUACAAAGAACAAACUCUGUCCCAUUUUUCACUCUCAUGAUCCAGUUCUUGUUGUGAGGUUAUUUGUUUACAAAUAUAAGAUGUAACCAUACUUGCAAGUGGCUUUUAAUCACAGAUAAACAAGGAACCCUCAAGCCUGAGUCCAGGAUCCUGAUUACCUGGUUUCAUAAAAUAAGUAAGUGGUCUUUGGUACUUGUGGUCUGCUGUGAAGUAACUGAGGUACAGAAGAACCGAGGGGAAGUAAACAAAUUCUCUUACCCAGGGAGGAGGAAUGAAUGGGCGAGUACCUCUAGCUGAAAAAGCUUUGUCUGAAGGCUAUGCCCGGCUCCGUUACAGGGACACCUCCUUGCUUAUCUGGCAGCAACAACAGCAAAAGUUGGAAUCUGUACCCCCUGGGACUUACUUGAGUAGGAGCCGGAGCAUGUGGUAUUCACAGUAUGGAAAUGAGGCCAUAUUAGUAAGAGACAAAAACAAGCUUGAAGUCUCUCGCGAUACUGGACAGUCGAAAUUUUGCACUAUUAUGUAAUUUUGAUGUGAACACAAUUUUUGAGUCCAAGCAUCAAGAAAGAAUUAGCCAAGACUGCACUUGACUGUCAUGCUAUUUAUUUCUCAUCAUUCCUGAGGUGAUUUAUUUUGGGGGGGAUAUUAAGCCUCUCAAGGGUCAACUUUCCUAACAUCAAGUGUUAUCUGGAAGAAAAAAGGAAUCAUAAAGUGGAUUUGUACACUCUUUGGAUAAUUUAGCCCUAACUGUAAAUAAAACAGUAACUGUCACCUACUUGCUACAUUUAGACUAUCCCAUGUGUUGGAAAGCUGGGAGGUGCUGCUGCUUGACAAGGAUUGGAUCACCCCAUGGUCUUGCUAUCAUAGCAACUCUGCAGUAGCUGGUAUCCUGCUUCUGAAUAGAGUGAUAUGAAGUGCACGUUUGCAACAAAGAAACCAGUGGAGGCCCUGUUGUGUGUAGGGGGGGACUUAUGCUUUUUAAAUGCGGACUUCUGCCUAGUAAAGAAGGGUACUGAUGUCAGAAACAACAGAGGUCUUUACCUCACAUGCAGUGCUACCAAUAGCUACAGAAGAGUGGAAGUUUAUGCUUUGUAGUUGGAAUUUCAACGUGUGUCACCAUAAUUCCAUUAGGAAUUUGGUUACCCUUGCGUUUUUCUAACUUGUGGUUGAGAUUGCUUGCAUUUCAUUUAAAAGUGAUGAUUAUACGCAUCAUGUUGUGGUAUGUCAUCCACUUAGGGCUUGUCCACAAGCACAUUCACAGUAACAUCAAGGAAACAAGAUAAUUUUCAAACACUAUGUCAGCUUCUAAAGAGUUAAGUUUAAUCAUGUGAAUGGCUAAAUAAGUUAGGUUUACAGCUUCUUUAACAGUGUCUCACUAUAUCCUCUUGCAUACCAUGUUGCAUUCCGCCAUCAUUUUUACAGUAUUUAAUGUAUUUUUGGUUUUGUGUUUUGCACACAUACUGAUAUGGGUGGCCUAAAUUGGUAGUUUCUGUAAUCAGUCAUUUUAUAUGGAUUUGCUGUCUGCUGUAAUUAAAGUCAACUUGGCUACAUCAA
This is a messenger RNA of Dromiciops gliroides (monito del monte), 2090 nucleotides long. RefSeq names its product BRD3 opposite strand (gene BRD3OS). Bases 808 to 1062 code for a protein of 84 amino acids. NCBI's taxonomy places the organism in Eukaryota, Metazoa, Chordata, Mammalia, Microbiotheria, Microbiotheriidae. The transcript has 2 exons. The record is from RefSeq and is a predicted model, not a curated record.